Messenger RNA from Sphenostylis stenocarpa, 999 nucleotides. NCBI's taxonomy places the organism in Eukaryota, Viridiplantae, Streptophyta, Magnoliopsida, Fabales, Fabaceae. The record is from the annotation of a GenBank genome assembly.
AUGUCACAUGGCUUGACAAUUAUAAUUUGGAUAGCUUUUAGGAUAUACUACUACUGUUACAGUAUACUUAGUAUUAGAAGAUGGUUUGCUGUUGGCUCUUUCCUGUUCUUAAAAGGAAUGGGUGCAAAGAAAUGGUUUAAGAUUAUAGUCAAAUUGAAGAAAUCGAAGAAAUCCAAAGAAGAAAAGGUACUGUUUACUGAUGAAAAUUCAAAUGAAUGCUCGAACGGGAAGCAAAGUAGUCGUGAAGAGUCAAGUAGCAUUCCGAAUGAAGGUUUGAUGAUGGACCGGACAGUUCCGUCAAAGUUGAUGGACGAUGUAGCAGCUACUAGGAUUCAAAAUGCAUUUCGUUCAUUUAUGGCAAGAAGAGCAUUACACCAUCUAAGGGGAGCAGUGAAAUUCGAAGCUUUAAUUCAAGAUCACCUGGCCAGAGAGCAAACAGCAACUGCACUAAGCUAUAUACAUUCGUGGAGCAGAAUACAAGAACAAAUUAGAGCUCGAAGAAUCUGUAUGAUAACAGAAGCCAGGAUAAAGAAAAAGAAAUUGGAAAACCAGUUAAAACUUGAGGCUAAGAUUCAGGAGCUUGAGGUGGAAUGGUGCAGUGGUUCUGAAACCAUGGAAGAGAUACUUACCAGGUUACAUCAGCGAGAGGAAGCGGCAAUUAAACGAGAGAGAGCCAUGGCUUAUGCCUUUUCCCAUCAGUGGAGGCCAAACUGUAGCCAGUAUUUUGGUCAGGCUUCUUAUAGCCUUGGUAAAGAAAGUUGGGGUUGGAGCUGGACGGAGCGUUGGGUUGCAGCACGUCCUUGGGAAGUCCGGGUUCGAGUUCAGCCCACCAAAACAAAGAAACUCAACGGCCAUAAUCAAAAACUCAAAUUAGACAAGAUGGACUACAACGAAAGCAAAAUAGCCUUGGGUAAACCUGCCCUGACAAACGGGAAAGAAACUGGAAAAGGAAAGGAAAACGGUACUUCAGGGCUGCCAAAGAACAUCGUUACCAAAUAG